GUCAAGAAUCAUAAGUCAGGCCAGUUCAGUGAAGACAUGAUUCCUACAGUGGGCUUCAACAUGCGGAAAGUUACCAAGGGUAAUGUCACAAUAAAGAUUUGGGAUAUAGGAGGACAGCCACGAUUCCGAAGUAUGUGGGAACGCUACUGCAGAGGAGUUAAUGCUAUUGUCUAUAUGGUAGAUGCUGCAGAUCGUGAAAAAAUAGAAGCUUCUAGAAAUGAGUUGCACAAUCUUCUAGAUAAACCACAGCUACAAGGAAUUCCUGUUCUAGUACUUGGAAACAAAAGAGACCUUGCUAAUGCACUGGAUGAGAAGCAGCUUAUUGAAAAAAUGAACCUGGCUGCUAUUCAAGACAGAGAAAUCUGCUGCUACUCCAUUUCCUGCAAAGAAAAGGACAAUAUAGAUAUCACACUUCAGUGGCUUAUUUAGCACUCAAAGUCUCGAAGAAGCUGAAAACAUUCAUAUAGCUGCUCAUUUGGCCAUAUUCUCAAUUGUCUACUCCCUCCAUGAUGAAUUAUUAUCCAGGAUAGUCCUCCUGUGUCCAAGGAAUUGCCUUUUUUCACAGUUCAUGCCUCCAUAUAUGCACUGCUGAAUGACUUAUAAUCCUACUUCUGUCGAAGAGUUGGCUAGAGUUGUCAUAAGUCGUGCAAAUGUUUUUUAUUCAUUUCAUCUAGACAGUGGCAGUGGGUACUAUCUCCAGAAUUUUUUUUUGUCUCUGGUCUUCCUGAUCCAGAUUUUUAUAUUAGAUUUUCCGCACAAUUAUUUCAUUCUUGUAUGUAGCCGCUCAUUGGAAAUGCUGACACAUGGCAGCACAGGGAUUAUGUCAACUCUUAUUCUAAAGCUUUUCUGACACUGUUUAAAUGGGAUACUGUACUAUUUUUUCCUCUCAGAUGCAUGUGAUCUUUAUUGUAAAAAGGUUUCAAUGGAAAGUACGAGGCACUAGAAUUAAAUCACUAAAUUAUCAUAAAUUCUCAAAUUGUAUUCCUCCCUAUGAAUAAAAAUUUCAGGUUGUCAGGUUUUUUUUGGUAUUGUGCAGGGAAUCUCCUAAUGUCUUUAUAUUUGCUAAAGCUCUUUUAAGAGGAACAAGGAAUAAAAUACUUCAAAAUCAGCCUCUCAAAAAUUGAACAUAUAAACAGGUAUUAUGUAAUGUUGAAUUAGAUGGAACAGUCACAUCUUCCUUCUAGAAAUGCUUUACACAGGCUAUAGCUGUAUGACAUUCUGGAUGUCAUAUUGAUUUCCAGCACAAAAAUAUGUGCCACUGUCUACCUUAUUCUUCUAUUAAUGGAGUAGUUGUGCACAGUUGCACUUGGUGCUAAAUACCUAGGCUAUUGUGACAACACUAGGUUUGCCUGCUUCUCACUGUGUAAUCAUGUAUAAAGUUCAAACGCUAUGAAACAUUAAGUUGUGUCUUGAAGCACAAGGACAUUUAUGAAGUUAUUGUCCUUCUCAGCUUCUGCAGUAUAGAGGUUAUUUGAAAUGGAAAAAUUAACACUACUUUCAUAUCUUUAC
Molecule: messenger RNA, 1509 nt
Organism: Thamnophis sirtalis
Lineage: Eukaryota; Metazoa; Chordata; Lepidosauria; Squamata; Natricidae
Source: RefSeq, a predicted model, not a curated record